AUGAGAGAGAUUGUUCAUUUGCAAGUCGGACAGUGUGGUAACCAGAUCGGUAACAAGUUCUGGGAGGUCAUCUCUGAGGAGCACGGCAUUCAGGCUGAUGGCUCUCACAAGUCCUCUGGAGACGAGAAGCUCUCAAAGCUCCAGCUCGAGAGAAUCAACGUAUACUACAAUGAGGCCCGCGACAAGAAGUACGUUCCACGUGCUGUCCUCGUCGAUCUCGAGCCAGGUACCAUGGACACCAUCCGUUCUGGUCCAAACGGUCAGCUCUUCAGACCAGACAACUUUAUCAAUGGUCAAUCUGGUGCUGGUAACAACUGGGCCAAGGGUCAUUACACUGAGGGUGUUGAGCUCGUUGAGUCUGUUCUGGACGUCGUCCGUCGUGAGGCUGAGGGCUGUGACUGCCUCCAAGGUUUCCAGGUCACUCACUCAAUUGGUGGUGGUACGGGAUCCGGUAUGGGUACCUUGCUCAUCUCCCGUAUUCGUGAGGACUACCCAGACCGUAUGAUGUGUACCUUCUCCGUCGUCCCAUCGCCAAAGGUGUCGCUCGCCGUCACCGAGCCAUACAAUGCCACCCUCUCUGUCCACCAGCUGGUUGAGAAUGCCGAUGAGGUCAUGUGUAUUGAUAACGAGGCUCUGCACGACAUCUGUUUCCGUACCCUUAAGCUCGCCAACCCAACAUAUGGAGAUCUGAACCAUCUCAUCUCCUCAGUCAUGAGUGGUAUCACCUGUUGCCUCCGUUUCCCAGGUCAGCUUAACAGUGAUCUUAGAAAGUUGGCUGUAAAUUUGAUCCCAUUCCCACGUCUCCAUUUCUUCCUCGUUGGUUUCGCUCCAUUGUACGCCAAGGGCAACGAGUCCUACAAGCGUAUCUCUGUGCCAGAGUUGACCACCCAGAUGUUUGACACCAAGAACAUGAUGGCUGCUUCUGACCCACGUAACGGAAAAUACCUGACUGCUUCCGCUCUGUUCAGAGGAAAGCUCUACACUAAGGAGGUCGAUGAGCAAAUGCUUUCUGUCCAAUCAAAGAACUCAUCAUACUUUGUUGAGUGGAUCCCCAACAACAUCAAGUCCUCUAUCUGUGACGUCCCACCACACGGACUGCCAAUGUCUGUCACCUUCAUUGGUAACUCCACCGCCAUCCAAGAUCUCUUCAAGAGAGUGUCGAAUCAUUUCACCGCUAUGUUCAAGCGCAAGGCUUUCCUUCAUUGGUACACCCUCGAGGGUAUGGAGGAGCUCGAGUUCACUGAGGCCGAGAGCAACAUGAACGAUCUGGUCUACGAGUACCAGCAGUACAACGAGUUCACCAACGACGAGCCAGGUGACGACGAGGAGUUCCAGGAGCAACCUGCCGAAGAG
Acytostelium subglobosum LB1 is the source of this 1353-nucleotide messenger RNA. RefSeq lists its product as hypothetical. Gene Ontology annotation, biological process: mitotic cell cycle; microtubule cytoskeleton organization. NCBI's taxonomy places the organism in Eukaryota, Evosea, Eumycetozoa, Acytosteliales, Acytosteliaceae. The transcript has 4 exons. The annotation marks the transcript as partial. Gene Ontology annotation, molecular function: structural constituent of cytoskeleton; GTPase activity; GTP binding. The record is from RefSeq and is a predicted model, not a curated record. Gene Ontology annotation, cellular component: microtubule; cytoplasm.